ACGUCUUACGUCAAAUGAGGAAAGUGUUUGUGUUUGAAAUUUAACGGCACAACGUAAAACUCUGUAAAGUGGAAUCAAAUUGUUUUAUUAUUUUCUUGAUAAAACGGUAUUGUGAAUUCAUCAAGAUGGAUAACAUUGAUGACAUUCGUGACGAAGAUUUUAUCCCAUUUCUUCAUGGAUUAGGUGUAGAGACGUAUAAGAAGUCUUUUGAGUGGAUGUUAAACGAUUCAGACUUUUCUGGCGUUCUGCAGUGGAUUUAUAAUAAUUUAGAUCAUAACAAUGCCUUAACUGCGAGAGAAGAGUGCAGAUAUGCUGAGUUAGAAAAGAAAGGUAAAUUAUUGUCACCUGAUAACUUGGAAACACAAAUCCUAUCAAUACAAGAAGAAUUUGAGGGUUUAGUCCUAGCUGGGGACCUGGAUUCCUUAGAGGAUGCCAAACUUGAUAUCAUAAGGCAGAAAGAAAAGCUUGCAAUGUUACAGAUGCAUGAAGACAUGAUCAAUGAAAUGAUCGCUCAAGACGAAUCAACUAAAGAGGAUCUCACGCUAGACAUUGCUAGAUUAGAAACAGUGCAGAAGCAAUGUAAUCUAGACGUCAAUACAGUUAGCGAGCAGUGCUUGCAAUUGGCAGAGGAGGUUGAAAACAUUACCAGCAGUGUUAUGAAUGUUAUUGCCGAUGUUUUGAACGUAUAUGGCUCCAGUAUCAAUGAUAAAGAAUUAUCGAAACAGUUUUUCACAUUUGGUCCUCUGGAGUCGUACCGACAGACGCAGUCACUGUUCAAAUCUCAUUUCGAUUUGUACACCAACAAGAAGUUCAACGACCGCCAAACAGAUGCAAACGAGGACGAUCUACGAACUGCCCUCAUUGAAGCUAAGGAUAUGGAGGAACGUCUCUCUGAUGCCGUCUGUACAUACAUAGAAUCCAAAGCCGAGCUGAGUGGGGAGCUUGCCAAGUUGAUGCUUGUGUCCAACUAUAGCCAUGUACAUUCAAGUGACAUUACGGUCUGUUCAUUGGAGGCUCAGAGUGCUAUCAGUUUGCUGGAACAAGAGGAGUGUAUAUUGGAGCAACAGUUAUUGUCCACCGUCAAACUGUACAGCGAGGCCAGAACGAGGCUGGCUGUGUCCACCAGCACUACCUCAGCUAUGAUGAUAAGACGACAAAUCUACAAAGACCUAUCGUACCUGGUGGAUGUAUGUCAACAGGCGGUAACGUUAGACCGUCUCGUGUACUACGCUCUGAGAAGGGAACUACGUACUAUGGAAGACGUGAUGCAGUUUGCGGCUCACCUACGCCUGUAUGUGAUACAGGAGAGGGAAAUAGUUGCUGAUAGGAUCAAAUCAAUGACUGAUAUAUGUACAGAACAGGAAAAUGUUGAAAGAAAUCUACAAAAAUCUAACAUUUUAUUACAAAGUUUGUCUUCAAUACUCGGAGUUAAUAGUACAGAUGUGUCGUUAUAUGCGAAGACAUACAACGAAAUUAUGAGUAGAGGCAAUCAGUUGAAAGAAAAUAUCACUGAAGAAUAUAAAAGGAAAGAAAAUGACUUGAUGCUAUAUAAGAAUUCAUCGGCCCACCUAAGAUCCUACAUCUAUGAUGGUUGCACGAAACAGCCGAACUGCAACAACACAAUCGUCUCAGCGAUGAGACAUCGUCUGACACAGGACAGAGAUGCUGUGGAUGAGAGGAUCGUUGAAACCAGCGUUCUGUUUAAUGAUAUCAAGAAAAACGAUAAAAAUAAUCUGAGGAAGUUGUGGCAGUGGUUUCUUACGGAUCAGUCAAAGCUGUUAGCGACUAUCAAGAAUACAAGAGGAUGAAUAGUCUGUUAUAAUUGAAUAUAUAUAAUUAUACACAAUAAAUAUGUUUGGUUGUUGGUGUAAA
Danaus plexippus (monarch butterfly) is the source of this 1872-nucleotide messenger RNA. RefSeq names its product augmin complex subunit dgt3 (gene dgt3). The transcript has 10 exons. The coding region runs from base 126 to 1808 and encodes 560 amino acids. The record is from RefSeq and is a predicted model, not a curated record. NCBI's taxonomy places the organism in Eukaryota, Metazoa, Arthropoda, Insecta, Lepidoptera, Nymphalidae.